Betta splendens (Siamese fighting fish) is the source of this 1758-nucleotide messenger RNA. It is a transcript of the gene atg101, whose product is annotated as autophagy related 101. Gene Ontology annotation, biological process: autophagy; autophagosome assembly. Lineage: Eukaryota; Metazoa; Chordata; Actinopteri; Anabantiformes; Osphronemidae. Bases 233 to 889 code for a protein of 218 amino acids. The transcript has 2 exons. The record is from RefSeq and is a predicted model, not a curated record. Gene Ontology annotation, cellular component: phagophore assembly site.
UAAACAUUCACUAGCUAGCAGGGUUCUGUUGCAGUCGUCAAGCCGAUUAUAAACAUUACGUUUGGAGUUAGAGUCUCUUUUUUUCAAAAACCUGUAUGUUAUUUUUCAAUAGUGCGUUACUCUGUGAAACAGGCUCCUCCCAACCGCAAAGGCAAACAAAGUAACGCGAUCAGUGGCCAUUAUCAUCCGACUUGCGUCGUCGCUUGUAAAUGAAAACAACAGCAGUUUCGUCAUGAAUUGCCGCUCGGAGGUUCUUGAGGUAACGGUGGAGGCAAGACAGGUUGAAGAAGCGAUGCUCGCUUUGCUCCACACUAUUCUACUGCACCGCAGUACUGGUAAGUUCCACUAUAAAAAGGAGGGCACCUACUCCAUCGGUACCGUGGGCACGCUGGACAUCGACUGCGACUUCAUCGAUUUUACUUUUGUACGAGUGUCUUCGGAAGAAUUGGACAGAAUGAUCAGGAAAGCGGUGUCUGAAUUCAAGGAAGCUUUGAGCAAUUCUGGUAGCGACGGCAUCGGGCAGAUUUCUCUAGAGUUCUACCAGAAGAAGAAGUCUCGCUGGCCUUUUUCUGACGAGUGCAUUCCCUGGGAAGUGUGGAGCAUAAAGGUCAACGUAGUCAACCUGGCUAAUGAGCAAGAGAGACAGAUCUGUAGGGAGAAAGUGGGCGAGAAGCUCGGUGAGAAGGUGAUCAACGUCGUUGAGGUCAUAAAUCGCCACGAAUACCUGCCAAAGAUGCCCACCCAGUCUGAGGUAGAUAAUGUCUUUGACACCAGUCUCAAAGAUGUUCAACCAUACCUUUACAAAAUCACAUACCAGAUCACGGACUGUCUGGGCACCUCUGUAAGCACCACUAUGAGAAGACUGAUUAAAGACACGUUGGCACUGUGAGGACCCCCAACAUAGAUGAAUAUUGUUAUUUCUUACUGUAUCUACUAUACUAUACUAUACUAUACUAUACUAUACUAUACUAUACUAUACUAUACUAUACUAUAUUUGUGUAUAACUCAGCCCUAUACCCUCUGUUGGCAACACAAUGACUUAUGGGGGAGCAUUGUCAGGGUAAUCACCUUUCUGAUGCGUCUACACUGGUUUUGAUUUUGAUUAAAUAUAUUUGAAAGACAUAUUGUUUUUUUGCAAUAUAUGUCUUUCCACUAUGGUCUGUUUGCCUUACACCAUCAAGUAGUGCAACCUAUAUACAGUUGUAAAUGUUGUGUUGCUUUCCAGUCAGUGAAUGUAACAAAUAUAUAUUAUAACUAAUGGUAGUAAUAGUUAACAGUCAUAGCUCUGUCAAACUGAAGAGUGCCUGUUAACCCAUCCUAACCUUUAAGAUGAGAACAACUGUUGGCAGAGAAUACCUCACUAGGCAUUAAAAAAACACAUUUUUGUUGAAAAGAUCUGGAUGAGUUUGGAAACUGGUUUCCUCUAUAUAUGUGGAAGCUUCCUUUCAGUGCACAGUGUGACGGAGAGAGUGACCUUAGACAUGAGUAGGACAGGAUUUCCAGUUUGCCAGAUUUUCAAAUGAAAGCAAGCGUUUCCUAAGUUCACUCCCAAAUUUCCACAAGUGUCACAGUGGCCCGCAGCUUGAAAAACAUCCCCCCUGACGCAGGAUGGCCUGCCAACAGGAUGAUGUGUGUGCAUUUUUACUCAAGACAGCUCCACAGGUAGAAUUGUCUGCACAGUCACAAUGUUGAAACUGUCAUCUGCCUGUUAAUUAUCUUUGCUGGGUUGAAAAAUAAAGACUAUGGCGUACAAUGCAA